AUGGAGGCGCAGGUGCUUGUCGCCGUCGUGCUCUCGUUGGUCGGUGGAUUGAGCACCUCGAUCGGUGGGCUUUUGGUGAUUCUUAGCGGCACUCCCAAUCUUAAGCUUCUUGGGAGCUUACAGGGUUUUGCUGCUGGCCUCAUGUUGUGCAUCUCCUUCUUCGACUUGGCACACAACACUAUGAACUCUCUUGGCUUCCUCAAAGGCAGGAUCUGGUUCUAUUUAGGCGCUCUGUUCUUUGCUUCUAUUGUCAAUUUCAUUCCAGAACCGACUCUUGUUUUAGAGAAUCAUAAGAGUUGGGAAAACAGUGAUGGAUCAGUCAAGGGCAUGCUUAGGAAGCACCACAGACAAAUCUUAUUUAGUGGAAUAGUGACUGCAAUUGUUGCAGGCCUUACUGUGCACAACUUUCCUAAAGGAAUGACCAUUUUUGUUGGAUCAAUGAAGGGGAUCCGAAUUGACGUUAACUUGGCUUUGGCUAUUGCUCUUCACAACAUCCCUGAAGGUGUUGCAGUUGCUCUUCCUAUCUACUAUGCUACUGAAAGUAAAUGGAAAGCAUUCAAACUGGCAGCACUCUCUGGUUUCGCCGAGCCCCUAGGAGUUAUACUUGUGGCUUACAUCUUCCCGAGCAGUUUAAAUCCUGAAAUCCUCGAAGGGUUACUGGGAUCAAUCAGCCGGGUAAUGGCAUUCCUUGCGCUGCACGAGACGCUACCAACAGCAUUAGGCAACGUCGAUCACAAACAAGUUGUUAAAGCAUUGUUCCUUGGCAUGGCUUUCAUGUCUACAAGCUUUUAUUUCUGGGACAUCAGUUUGCCAAAGGAGAUGAUGUCUUAG
Zingiber officinale is the source of this 831-nucleotide messenger RNA. Its product is annotated as zinc transporter ZTP29-like. Gene Ontology annotation, cellular component: membrane. The record is from RefSeq and is a predicted model, not a curated record. Lineage: Eukaryota; Viridiplantae; Streptophyta; Magnoliopsida; Zingiberales; Zingiberaceae. The transcript is spliced from 12 exons. Gene Ontology annotation, molecular function: zinc ion transmembrane transporter activity. Gene Ontology annotation, biological process: zinc ion transmembrane transport. Bases 1 to 831 code for a protein of 276 amino acids.